CUGGCGAUAUAUAAUAGGUCCAUUGCUUGCACCGAUCUAUUACUCACUGCACCAUAUGUUAAUCCAAAUAUUCAGGUAUAUCGUGAAAUAUUCUCUAGCGAGGACGAUGAUGGCAAUACUCCUCUCCAUGUUAUCAGUGAAUUGAAAUCUUCAUAUAUGCGUGAUGCUAUAUUAAGUCGCCUUCUUUCGUUUCGCAAUAUUUCUCAUACAAUCAUGAAUAACGAAGAACUUGUGCCACUUCAACUUGCGAUUAUGAAAGAUCAAGCUAGGAUCAUGCGAAUGACUCUACAAGUGGCGCCAUAUCUUUUGAAUUUUUACUCUGCCACCUUUGCAUCUUGCUGUUGCAUGUGGUAA
Messenger RNA from Dracunculus medinensis (Guinea worm), 354 nucleotides. The record is from the annotation of a GenBank genome assembly. Lineage: Eukaryota; Metazoa; Nematoda; Chromadorea; Rhabditida; Dracunculidae.